Molecule: messenger RNA, 6169 nt
Organism: Chiroxiphia lanceolata (lance-tailed manakin)
Lineage: Eukaryota; Metazoa; Chordata; Aves; Passeriformes; Pipridae
Gene: AP2A2
Product: adaptor related protein complex 2 subunit alpha 2
Exons: 23
Coding region: 105-3002 (965 amino acids)
Biological process (GO): clathrin-dependent endocytosis; intracellular protein transport
Cellular component (GO): AP-2 adaptor complex; membrane coat
Molecular function (GO): clathrin-cargo adaptor activity
Source: RefSeq, a predicted model, not a curated record
CGGCGGCGGCGGCGGAGCGGCCUGAGGAGCCCGCGGGGAGAGCGGGCGGCGGCUGUGGGGUUUCGGCGUGUCGCGUCCCUGGGCGGCCGUGAUCCAGCGCCACCAUGCCUGCGGUGUCGAAGGGCGAUGGCAUGCGAGGCCUGGCGGUCUUCAUCUCCGAUAUCCGCAAUUGCAAAAGUAAAGAAGCAGAGAUAAAGAGGAUAAAUAAGGAACUAGCAAACAUUCGGUCAAAAUUUAAAGGUGACAAGGCUCUGGAUGGUUACAGUAAGAAAAAAUAUGUCUGCAAACUACUUUUCAUCUUUCUUCUGGGCCAUGACAUUGACUUUGGUCACAUGGAGGCUGUAAACCUGCUCAGUUCCAAUAGAUAUACAGAGAAACAGAUUGGAUAUCUCUUCAUCUCUGUCCUAGUGAACUCUAACAGUGAGCUGAUCCGCUUAAUAAACAAUGCAAUCAAGAAUGACCUGGCCAGCCGAAACCCCACCUUCAUGGGGCUUGCUCUGCAUUGUAUUGCUAACGUGGGCAGCAGGGAGAUGGCGGAAGCGUUUGCUGGAGAAAUUCCAAAAAUACUUGUGGCUGGAGACACUAUGGAUAGUGUGAAGCAAAGUGCUGCUUUAUGCUUGCUGCGUUUAUAUAGAACUUCUCCUGACCUUGUUCCCAUGGGAGACUGGACAUCCAGGGUGGUGCAUCUCCUCAAUGACCAGCACUUGGGUGUGGUUACUGCAGCUACAAGCCUGAUCACCACUUUGGCACAGAAGAACCCAGAAGAGUUUAAGACUUCAGUCUCCUUGGCAGUGUCUAGAUUAAGCAGAAUUGUAACUUCUGCAUCAACAGAUCUUCAGGACUACACAUACUACUUUGUUCCUGCUCCUUGGCUAUCUGUGAAACUUCUGAGGCUGUUACAGUGCUAUCCCCCUCCAGAAGACCCUGCGGUACGUGGCCGUCUAACAGAAUGCCUGGAAACUAUUCUUAACAAAGCACAGGAGCCACCAAAGUCAAAAAAAGUACAACACUCAAAUGCGAAGAAUGCUGUCCUGUUUGAGGCAAUAAGCUUAAUUAUACAUCAUGACAGUGAGCCAAAUCUACUAGUCCGUGCCUGUAACCAGCUAGGUCAGUUCUUGCAGCACCGAGAAACUAAUUUGCGUUACCUAGCACUGGAAAGCAUGUGCACGCUUGCCAGCUCUGAAUUCUCACAUGAGGCUGUGAAAACACACAUAGAAACAGUUAUCAAUGCAUUGAAGACUGAAAGAGAUGUAAGUGUACGACAGAGAGCUGUAGAUCUUCUGUACGCAAUGUGUGACCGAAGCAAUGCCCAACAGAUUGUGGCUGAAAUGCUGAAUUACCUGGAGACCGCUGAUUAUUCCAUUAGAGAAGAAAUUGUUCUGAAAGUUGCAAUUCUAGCUGAGAAGUAUGCAGUGGAUUAUACCUGGUAUGUGGAUACAAUCUUGAAUCUGAUUCGCAUUGCUGGUGACUAUGUCAGUGAAGAAGUGUGGUAUCGAGUUAUUCAGAUUGUCAUCAACAGGGAUGAUGUUCAAGGAUAUGCAGCAAAGACUGUUUUUGAGGCCCUUCAAGCUCCAGCAUGCCAUGAGAAUCUUGUAAAAGUAGGUGGCUACAUCUUGGGAGAGUUUGGAAAUCUGAUAGCAGGUGAUCCAAGAUCAAGUCCUCUCAUCCAGUUCAACUUGCUACAUUCCAAGUUUCAUCUGUGUAGUGUUCCUACUCGAGCUCUGCUUCUGUCUACCUACAUCAAGUUUGUGAACCUGUUUCCAGAAAUCAAAACUACGAUUCAAGAUGUUUUACGCAGUGACAGUCAGCUAAAGAAUGCUGAUGUUGAGCUGCAGCAGAGAGCUGUUGAGUAUUUGAGGCUCAGUACUAUUGCUAGUACUGAUAUAUUGGCUACAGUGUUGGAAGAAAUGCCUCCCUUUCCAGAGAGAGAAUCUUCUAUUUUGGCUAAACUCAAGAAGAAGAAAGGCCCGGGCACAGUUACUGACCUUGAAGAGAUCAAAAAGGAGAGGAGCUCUGAUAUGAAUGGAAGUGCUGAACCUGCCUCUGUCAAUGCCAGUGCUGUUUCUACUCCUUCUCCAUCGGCGGAUCUGCUGGGUCUGGGUGCUGCCCCUGUCACCAAUUCAGCUCCCCCACCUUCCUCUAGUGGUAGCCUGCUGGUGGAUGUGUUUUCAGAUUCAGCUUCUGCGGUUGCACCUCUUGCUCCUGGUUCUGAUGACAACUUUGCGAGCCCUGACCUGGCUUCAUCUGAGGUAGUUUCUGAGGAACCAGCUGAUACUGUGCAUGAUGCUGAUGAGCUUUUUCACAAGUUUGUGUGUAAAAAUAAUGGAGUCUUAUUUGAAAAUCAGUUGCUACAAAUUGGCUUGAAAUCUGAAUUUCGGCAGAACCUGGGACGUAUGUUCAUAUUCUAUGGUAAUAAGACAUCAACACAGUUCUUGAAUUUUACUCCAACAGUAAUCUGCUCAGAUGACCUUCAGUCAAGCCUGAAUCUUCAGACAAAACCUGUUGACCCCACAGUGGAUGGAGGUGCACAGGUUCAACAGGUUGUGAACAUCGAAUGUGUGUCAGACUUCAUGGAAGCUCCAAUCCUGAACAUUCAGUUCAGGUAUGGUGGAACAUUUCAAAAUCUUUCAGUAAAACUACCCAUCACACUGAAUAAGUUUUUCCAGCCAACAGAGAUGUCUUCCCAAGACUUUUUUCAGCGUUGGAAGCAACUGAGCAAUCCAAAACAAGAAGUACAGAAUAUCUUCAAAGCAAAACACCCGAUGGAUGCAGAGAUCACAAAAGCAAAGAUAAUAGGCUUUGGAUCAGCGCUGCUUGAGGAGGUAGAUCCCAAUCCUGCCAACUUCGUUGGUGCUGGUAUCAUACAUACAAAAACUACUCAGAUUGGAUGCUUGCUGCGCCUUGAACCCAACCUCCAGGCACAGAUGUACAGGCUCACACUACGAACAAGUAAAGAAGCUGUAUCUCAGAGAUUAUGUGAAUUGCUGUCUGAACAGUUUUAAUAUUAACCAUGUCAGUUUUGGUUUUUCCACUUAUAUCACUGUCAUCAUACUGCAAAUAAAUGUCUUGUACAUCACUGUCUGAGUACUGCAAUGUUAACCAAUACCAGCUCCCUGCCUUAAUAGGACUUGACCCUUGUUUAAAAUUAAGAAUAUAAAAUGUACAGUACAGGGAAACGACUUUUUCCAUUAAAAAUGGCUUUUAGUCUGUUACACAAAGGGUGGGAGGGCUGUUUUUGCUCUUUUUUUUUUUUUUUUGCAGAGGUCAGGCUUUUAACCUUGUUGAAGGGAAGUUGUUUUAGAUGUGGUAAUCAAGGAUUUCAGCUGGAAAUAACUAGUAAACAUUCUGCUUCAGUACCUUUAACAGGUACUUCCUCUGCUCUGAGUUGAAAGAAACCAAUGUACUGCUGCUCAGUAAGGUUAAAUCAGAUGUUAAAUGUAGAGUCAAAACUUUGUAAAGUGAACGUUCUCACAAGUUGUCUACUGGAUGGGAGGGCAGAUUCCAGGAUGUGUUUGAAUCUGAUUCAAGUGAACAUUUGUGUUGUGUCACCAAUCUUUGUAUUUAAAAAAUGUCACAGGACCAGAGUCUUAAAAUAUUAAUUGUGUAAUAUUUUACAUCUUAAUGUUUUCUGAUCUUUGGAAAGUGAAUUGAAAGCAAAAGCUAUUCUUAAUCCUUCUGCUUAUCUCUAAUAAUGAGAUGAGCUUCUCUGGUAGGUGGUGAAUGAGUAUAUACUUGUUCCUUGUUACUCAGUGAAGUUAAAUACUUUGUUCUCUGUUUUUUCUGUUUUCCAUCAGACAUCAUAAGUAAUAGUCCUAAUGAUGUGAUACAAUUAACUGCAGGGUCUAGUAUUGUAUAAAAGAAGUGAGAGGAAAUGGGCCCUUGAAGGGCUCUAAGGCAUGCACUCUUAGAUGAAAAUGUAAUUUUAAACAAUAUUUUCCCCAGUGUACAUUAAUGGUAAAACUUAAGAGGUUGAAUAACCAAUAUCUGAACAGUUUCCUUUCUGUCAGUGGUAAAAAUGUCCAACAUGGUGUAGAAAACUUCUGUUGAAACUUAAAGUGAAUACUCAAAAACAUUCAUGUUUUUACAACCAGAGUCUUUUUAACUUGUUUCAUGUCAGCAAACUCUUUGCAGCCUCUCUGCAGAAGUAAGUGGACAGAAAUUUUGACUCACGCUCCUCAAGCCUUGAGGUGCAACAAAGGCUCCAAAACCAAAGCAAGUGAGGUAGCCCAGUUAGAAACUGUGGGCAGUUGUAAGGGAGAACUACAGAUCAUGAUGAACAAAAUCAUCUACUGCUGACAUGAGAAGUGAACCUCAGAUCAAGGUUUCCUCAAGGUUAUUUAAAGGCAGCCUGGGACUAGUGUCUCAUGCACAUACAGACAAGUGUGCCCAUGGAGUAAAGGUUUUGAGUAAGAGUGAUGACAUUGAAAAUACAUUUAAAUAAGGCUGCUGUCAUGCUGCCCAGUGCACAGCAGGGGACAGGAUUCUCCAUGAUUGAGUGUGCCUUGCUUUUUGUCUUCAGUGCUUUGAGUUUAAAUGAUGGAACUGGGAGAUUAUAACUUGAUUUGGUUGAAGGCUAGUGAUGGUACUCGAGUACAAGUGAAAAAUGAGGAACAAAGGUUUUGCUGUGAUGUGUGGAUUUUGGGGGAUAUGUUUUGUUUUUCCAGAAAUGGCUUGUAACUAUGGAUAUUAAGACUGAUAAUUUGGCUAAAGGCCUGGUCAUUCUGCAGAAGUUCCCUUGAACAAUUGGCCCCUUUAAGGCCUUUUAAAUACUUCUUAAUUAAGACUCUUUGAUCAUAAAUAUUGUCAUUGAAAGUCUUCAUGAGCAGUUCCUGCAGUCAUGUUGGGCAGUUGCAAAAUACUAAUGGGAUACCUUAUGUUUUUUCCUCUGGAUGCUGUAUGUCUCAUUAUUAGUCCUGUUAUGUUAACCAUGCUGUUGGCUGCUACAUUACAAAUCUGAUGUGCUGAUCUAAAGGGAGUCUUAGCAAAGACAGGGGAGGAGCUUCUGUUUCAACUAUUCCAAAUCCUGUUGUGUAUCUGUCCCCCUGAAAAAUGUUCUGUGCCCUCAUUAAAGGACACCUUGAGAACUGCACUACUUUAUUUCACUCUGCUUUGGUUCAAGCUGUGCUAAAAUGUGCAUUAAAAUAUGGGAAGGAGGGAGGGGUAAGGGAAAAGUGUCUUUUCAGUGGUGACUGUGUUAAGCUUAUGACUGUUCACUCUUUAUAUUAAAUGUCAGCUCAAUGAAGCCAUGAGCAGAAAAGUGAACAAAUUAAAUACAAAUACUUGAUUUUUUUUUUUUUGUUUGUGAAUGAUGGUUAACUUACCAGUGAUGUAUCCUGUCAAGCAGACAAAGUAAUUUCUGCAGUAAACAGUGUUAUUGUUUUUAAGUGCAGUAUUUUCAGGCAUUGACAUGUGAAAAUAACUGAAUAGCAAAACAGGUAGCAUAUGUUCAUUCUUGACCUACACUCCAGUAUGUAACAUUUAUGGUGAUUGUCUUAUUUGUAUAAAACAAAGUUCUGUCAAAUUAAGUGGAGAAUUUUCAUAUAGAAGACUAUAUAUUAGACUAUAUUCAUCAGAAGAACGUAUUAAGAUUAAAUAAAUGAUUAGAACAGUAAUCAAACUGUCCUUUUUUUGUCUGGGAGCAUAAAAGUGUAAGAAAUGCUUGCAUGGAAUGGUUGUUGUGAAAUAAUUGAUGUGAUUUCUUUCUGAAAACUAGUGGGUUUUGUUCACUUGAAUCUUAUCUGGUCUAAAGAUCUCUGUUCCCUCCAGUGACUGAGUUUGGUUUUGUUGCUGUGUUUAGUCACAUGUUAUAAAUACUCUACUGUAAAAAAACCCCAAACCAACCAAAACCUUGAUGUAAAAUCUUUCUUCCUAGAGUGCUUAACAACAGUAAGUAUGUGAACAGUGCAGACUGCAGUAAACUGGAGUAGCAGUGGGAUAAGGUUGAGGCUAAACAGCACACACCUGUGUUACAUAUGGGCAGGAGCUGUAAAAAGUUGAUGUCACUGUAAAGAGUAUCUAAACUGCUAAAUAACAUCACUUAAACUCUAAAUGUAUGCUUCAGAUUCUUCUCUAAAACUUGCUAAAAGGGAAAAAAAUAUGAGUUUUUGUGCACUCAUACAGCUUUUUCUUAAAUGAUUUGCAAAGUAAUAAAGAAUUCUCUUGACUGGCA